AUGCUUGCUCCUCGACGGCUGCUGUGCUUGGCUUCAAGGACCCAAAGAUGCAGGUCCUUUGCGACAACCACGUCAGGGCCCCUGAAUCUUCCCCACGUCAUCAAGCCCUCUCUCGCCGAACAGCAGCAGCGGCAGCUCAACCCUCGUAACCUCGAGGCAGCCGUUCACCACAUGCACCGCGAUGGCCUAGUCGUCGUUGAGGAUGCCGUUCCUCUAAAUGACCUAGACCACCUGAACCGCAAGAUGGUUCAAGAUGCCCGCACCCUGCAGGCUCGCGGCAAAGACGGCCCCUUCAACUACAACCAGGGGAAUCUCCAACAAGACGCCCCUCCGGUAGCCGAGUACUUUUCCACCUCGGUUUUCGCCAACCCCAUCGCAACCCAGAUAACCUCCCAUAUCCUCGGCCCGCGCCCCAAAUGGACCUUCUGCUCCGCCAACGCCGCCAUGCCGCCCCUCCCUGGCGCGGACCCUCAGCGCCAACCCGUCCACUCAGACGCCGACUUCGCCCACCCGGCGCACCCCUUUGCGCUCGUCAUCAACGUGCCCCUCAUCACCAUGACGCCUGACAACGGAUCCACCGAGCUCUGGCUAGGCACGCACAACCUCGUCGGGGAGGAUAGCAGUGGCCACGCGGCGCAGGAGGGUGCCCACGGCGAGCGUGCCAGCGAGCGCAUCCGCCCGGAGCUUCUGGCGCGGCGGGCGGCGGGGAGUAUCGUGGUGCGGGACCUGCGGCUGUGGCAUGCGGGGAUGCCGAACCGGACUUCCGGGGAGGUGCGGAUCAUGCUGGCCAUGAUUCAUUUUGCGCCGUGGUAUCGGAAUCGGAUGAGGUUAGAGUUGGGGGAGGAUGUGAGGCCCGUGCUGGAGCGGGAGGAUCUGGGGUUGGAGGUGCCGGUGGAUUGGGUCGGGAGGGAGGAGGUGUUGGAGAGGUAUCUGAAUAGGGGGUUUGGAAAUAGUUAUGAUUUUGAUCAGGAGGCUUAG
Neurospora hispaniola is the source of this 978-nucleotide messenger RNA. RefSeq lists its product as uncharacterized. The record is from RefSeq and is a predicted model, not a curated record. NCBI's taxonomy places the organism in Eukaryota, Fungi, Ascomycota, Sordariomycetes, Sordariales, Sordariaceae. The transcript is spliced from 3 exons. Bases 1 to 978 code for a protein of 325 amino acids.